AUCAAAUGAAAAUUCUUUGAAUGUUACAAAUCUAUAUAUAUAUGCAUAUAUAGAUAACGAUUUGUAAAAUAUUCCUCAAUUACAAAAUGCAUCAUUACCUUCGAAAAAGGUAUGCAGUCACUAAGCACCGAAGCUGGAAUCGAUUUCAUCAACCACGGACAACAACAGCACAAGUUCGAAGUCGUAAAUGUAGAGAUUUACUUCAAAUAUUUAUCUUUUUCCUGUUAUUUUAUGUCAUAUUAUUUUCUUUGGUUAUUUGCCUGCUGAAAUUAUUCUUAUACAAAAUUAUUGAUGCUAAUAGACCAUAUUUAACUGGAAUUGAUUCAUCAUUACAAAAUACACCAGGCUUGUCAAUUGUACCAGUUGUUUCCACUGAAAUGAAUCUAAUUGCGUAUAAAGAUGGUAAACCUGAUACUUUUCUCAUUUUUCAAGAUAUGCUUAUUGCAUUCCUAACACAGUAUGAAUAUUAUUCGUACACAGGACACAAUUUACGUGACUGUUUAAUCCAGAAUGAUUCUCAGGCUUUAACUCAUAGAGCAUUAAUUGAAACAAGUUGCGUUUUCAACUUGGAUUGGUCAUAUGCCUGUAAUGUUAACAAUUAUUUUGGAUAUGACAGUGGAUCACCUUGUGUCAUAAUUAAGCUAAAUCGUAUCUAUGGAUGGUUACCUGAGUUAAAAUCCAAUGAGAAUGGCAUUAAAAUCUGUUGUAAAGGAGCGAAUCCAAAUGAUGACAUACUUUUAGGUACGAUUUGUCUGUACGAUGCCUAUAUACAUACAGAAGAAGGAUGUGGACGACAGUGUGCUUUUAUACCGCAUCAGUAUUUUCCAUUUUUAAACCAAGAAUCAUAUCAAUCUCCAUUAAUCUUUCUUCAACUACAAAAUGUCAAGAAAAAUGUUUUAGUGCAAAUCUAUUGUGAGACAGUGAACUUACCGAAUAAGAUGAGUGUAAAUUUUGCAAUUCUAGUGGACUAGAGUAUUUGAGGUGGAGUUACAUAUUUUUUUUCUAAAUAAUAGCGAUUAUUAUGGGUUUUUUUUACCAACUUCUUAAGUGUUAUUAACUGUUAAUCAAAAGUAACUUCACUAGUGUUCCAUUAUACAGUCCAGC
Schistosoma turkestanicum is the source of this 1104-nucleotide messenger RNA. The record is from the annotation of a GenBank genome assembly. Lineage: Eukaryota; Metazoa; Platyhelminthes; Trematoda; Strigeidida; Schistosomatidae.